Molecule: messenger RNA, 3005 nt
Organism: Zychaea mexicana
Lineage: Eukaryota; Fungi; Mucoromycota; Mucoromycetes; Mucorales; Lichtheimiaceae
Product: kinesin heavy chain
Exons: 15
Coding region: 93-2915 (940 amino acids)
Biological process (GO): microtubule-based movement
Molecular function (GO): plus-end-directed microtubule motor activity; ATP binding; microtubule binding
Source: RefSeq, a predicted model, not a curated record
CAGCUCUGCUUUCUUUUCUCUUUGCUUCUUGCCCUCUCUUUUUUUAUUCUUCUUGUUACUAUACUUCUUUUAUUUAAGGACAAAUCAACUUCAUGUCGGGCAAUAAUAUCAAGGUUGUCUGCCGUUUCCGUCCGCAAAAUUCCCUGGAAAUUAGGGAAGGCGGCACUCCCAUUAUAGAAAUUGACAAUGAAGGUUCUCACCUCGGUCUUAAGGGUAAAGACGUUCAAGGAAACUUUACCUUUGAUAAGGUGUUUGGCAUGAACACCCCACAAAAGGACGUUUUUGACUAUUCCAUCAAGACCAUCGUUGACGACGUCACGGCUGGUUAUAACGGAACCGUGUUCGCUUACGGUCAAACUGGUUCCGGAAAGACUUUCACUAUGAUGGGAGCCGACAUUGACGAUGAGAAAACAAAGGGUAUCAUUCCACGCAUUGUGGAACAGAUCUUUUCAAGUAUCAUGGAUGCCCCAAGCAACCUUGAAUUUACUGUCAAGGUUUCUUAUAUGGAAAUUUAUAUGGAAAAGGUUCGCGACCUUUUAAAUCCUUCGGCGGAAAACUUGCCGAUCCACGAAGAUAAGACCAAAGGCGUCUAUGUCAAGGGCCUUUUAGAAGUGUAUGUUGGCUCUACGGACGAAGUUUAUGAAGUUAUGCGACGAGGCAGCAACAACCGUGUUGUCGCAUACACAAAUAUGAAUGCAGAGAGUUCGCGUAGUCACUCGAUUGUCGUUGUCACCAUUACGCAAAAGAACGUUGACACCGGUGCUGCCAAGAGUGGCAAACUGUACCUUGUCGAUUUGGCCGGUUCGGAAAAGGUCGGAAAAACUGGUGCUUCGGGUCAAACUUUAGAAGAAGCGAAAAAGAUCAACAAGUCCUUGACGGCACUUGGUAUGGUCAUCAAUGCUCUUACCGAUGGCAAGUCCAGCCAUAUCCCUUACAGAGACUCAAAAUUGACCAGAAUCCUACAAGAAUCCCUCGGUGGUAACUCGCGCACAACUUUGAUUAUUAACUGUUCACCAUCCUCUUACAAUGAAGCCGAAACUUUAUCAACACUUCGUUUCGGUGUACGAGCCAAAUCUAUCAAGAACAAGGCCAAGGUCAAUGCUGAUCUGUCGCCGGCCGAGCUUAAAGCCCUGCUCAAGAAGGUCAAAUCCGAGGCCGUCAGCUUCCAGACCUACAUUGCAGCUUUGGAGGGCGAAGUCAACGUGUGGCGUACCGGAGGCACCGUCCCUGAAGACAAGUGGGUCACCAUGGAUAAGGUUUCCAAGGGCGAUUUUGCUGCAUUGCCACCGGCUCCAGGCUUCAAGAGCCCUGUCUCAGAUGAAGGCUCUCGUCCUGCUACUCCCGUGCCUGUAUUGGAAAAGGACGAGCGUGACGAAUUCAUCAAGCGGGAAAAUGAGUUGAUGGAUCAAAUUGCGGAUAAGGAAACUGAGCUCACCAACCGUGAAAAACUGCUCGAGUCGCUCAAGGAAGAAAUGUCGUAUUUUAAGGAGCAAGAGCAAUCGGUCACCAAAGAGAACCAGCAAAUGACGACGGAACUGAGCGAACUUCGACUUCAAUUACAAAAGAUCUCUUAUGAAAGCAAGGAGAAUGCUAUCCAUGUUGAUUCUUUGAAGGAAGCGAAUCAAGACUUGCUUGCUGAACUUGAGGAACUCAAGAAGAGUCUCGUCGAAGUCAGACAGGCUCACAAGGAUGCCACUGAUGGCGAAAAGGAAAAGAAGAAGGCCGAAAAGAUGGCCCAAAUGAUGUCUGGCUUUGAUCCGUCGGGCAUCCUCAACGAAAAGGAGAAGCAAAUCCGCAAUGCACUUAGCAAGCUGGACGGUGAAAAGCAGGAUUCUUUAAGCAUUGAGGAAUUAGUAUCUCUUCGCCGCGAGCUUGCCGAGGCCAAGGUGCUCGUUGAACAGCACACCAAGACUAUUAGUGACUUGGCAUCUGACAAGGAUCUUCUUGAAAAGAAGAAGGCCGAAUUGGAAGGUCGCUUCACCAAUCUUGAGAAGGAGUACGAGGACCUUUUGGAUAAGACCAUUGCCGAUGAAGAGUCUCGUACUCAAAAGAGCAGUAACAUUGCUGAUACCGUCUCUGCGCUAAAGAUUAAGCUCGAGAACGAGUAUGUUACCAAAAAAGAGUACCAGCAAAAGGAAAUUGACGAACUCAAGCGUGAAAUGGACCGCAAGGUGGAAACUCACAAGAAGCUCAGUUCUGCUGUUGCUGAUCUUAAGGCUGCAAAUGAACAGCUCCAGGCUGUUUUGUCCGAGCAACCUCACCAGUCUUCGUCAUCAGAAGGGGAAAUGAGCGAAAAGGAAAAGGACAUUGAGCGUAUGCGCAAGUCCAUGGCUCAACAGCUUGCUGACUUUGAGGUGAUGAAGAAGGCUUUGAUGCGCGAUCUCCAAGGCCGUUGCGAAAAGGUCGUCGAGCUUGAGAUGUCAUUGGAUGAAACACGCGAACAGUACAACACUGUCUUGCGUGCUAGCAAUAACAAGGCUCAGCAGAAGAAGAUGGCAUUCUUGGAGCGCAACCUUGAGCAACUGACCAACGUGCAGAAGCAGCUUGUUGAGCAGAACGGUACAUUGAAGAAGGAGGUUGCUCUCGCUGAGCGCAAGUUGAUUGCUCGUAACGAACGUAUCCAGAGCUUGGAGACCUUGUUGCAAGACGCUCAAGAAAAACUUAUUUCUCAGAAUCAAAAGUUUGAAGGCCAAUUGCAAGCCGUCCGCGAACGCUUGGAGCAGGCCCGUUCUCAAAAGUCGCAAAACUCCAUGGCCGCAUUGAGCUUCGGUCGCAUCGCUAAGCCUUUGCGUGGUGGCGGAACUGCCGCUGCUGCUGUUGAAUCCGGCAAUGAUGUCCCUGCUUCUCCAACUUCAACUGAUAAGCGUGACAAGCGAACAUCGUUCUUUUCCGGCUUCAUGAAUUCUUCUCGAUAAAUAUCGUCGCGGUCUUCGUUCUACUUAUAUACAUUUCUUUUGUUGUGAUAUACUUUUACUCUCUACUAUCAAACCUUACAAUUACCCAUC